Mugil cephalus (flathead mullet) is the source of this 989-nucleotide messenger RNA. RefSeq names its product nuclear receptor 2C2-associated protein. The transcript is spliced from 5 exons. Lineage: Eukaryota; Metazoa; Chordata; Actinopteri; Mugiliformes; Mugilidae. The coding region runs from base 113 to 538 and encodes 141 amino acids. The record is from RefSeq and is a predicted model, not a curated record.
CAUCUAGAGGCAGGAAGGAAAAUAACACUGCCGAGGAUGAACGCCAGUGUCGUAAAAACAACACCGCGUGGCCGCAACACUUGACGGCAAAUUGCAAUUUUUAAAUUUAGACAUGGCAUCUUCGUUGAUUUGUAGCGAAACACUGAGCAGAGUGAGCUCAGUGCUCAACAGGGACGUGAAGCAGUAUGGAAAGAAGUACAUGUUUGACUGCAAUGAAGAGACAUGUUGGAACUCAGACCAGGGUGAAUGUCAGUGGCUGUCCUUGGAGUUCCCUACGUCUGUCAGAGUAUCGGAGUUAAAGGUCCAGUUCCAAGGGGGCUUCUCAGCAAAGACAUGCAGGCUAGAAGGUUGCCCUAAAGAUGGAGACUUCACAGUGCUCAGCCACUUUUACCCAGAGGACAACAACUCUCUUCAGAGCUUUCCCAUACAGGAGGCCCCUGCAGUGGACAAAGUAAAAAUAAUGUUUGAGAAUAGUGCUGACUUUUUUGGGAGAAUUAUUGUUUAUUCCUUGGAUCUCUUGGGGGAAAAAGCCUCAUGACCCUUUUUUCAAUCCUCUCAUGAGAGAGGAAAUGACCCUUGAGUGAAGUACAUACAGGAUGCAGGAUGGUGUGGUGGCACUUGGGAAACAUGUCAUCUACACUGCCACCUCAGGAACUGAUGUGAAUGUGGCCUUUUUUGGUAUGAAUGUUAUGGCAGCGUUGCUCUUUCUUACCCGGACAUAGGAACGCUUUGUAUGCGAGUUACAAUAGCAGAUGUGAUGGAUUCGCUGUGAUCAUAUCAGAGCCUUUGUUAUCAGCUUUCUAUAUGUUAUGUUGUGCCUUCAAGUUAAACCCCCAUUCCAGUAUAAAAAUACAUCUUUAUUAAAACCUGUUUACUGCCAAACAAAAUAGUUCUGCUGCACAAGUGUCACAUUCUAAUCCUUAUUUGUACAACAUAUUGCAUACAGAGUGAUGCACACAAAUGGAAUAAACCAGUUAUGAACUGACAAA